Molecule: messenger RNA, 1962 nt
Organism: Pyrus x bretschneideri (Chinese white pear)
Lineage: Eukaryota; Viridiplantae; Streptophyta; Magnoliopsida; Rosales; Rosaceae
Product: rust resistance kinase Lr10-like
Exons: 2
Coding region: 109-1896 (595 amino acids)
Biological process (GO): protein phosphorylation
Molecular function (GO): polysaccharide binding; protein kinase activity; ATP binding
Source: RefSeq, a predicted model, not a curated record
CUCUUUUUCAUUAAUGGAGGACAGUGUAUAAUUACUACGUACAUAUCUCUGCUCAAUUACAGAAAAGAAAAAUCCCUGCGCAUUAUUUUUUUUAUUAUUAUCUCAGAAAUGCAGAAAUUGAUCGUCUCUUCCUUUUGCAUAUUGACACUGGUUUUCUUCAAACUAGUUGGAGCAAGCCAGUAUAUGUGCGCGGAAUCUAACUGUGGCAAUGAUCAAGGCCGGGCUAUCCAUUUCCCAUUGAACAUCAGGCGCACACAUCAUUGUGGAAAUCCUGGGCUUGAAUGCAAUGGGAGACAUGAGCAGCAAAUACUAAUAAAAUUUUUUGUCAAACACAUAGAUUACAAGCGUCAGGAAAUCCAAGUCUAUUUCCCAAGUAACUGCCUGCUGCUAAAGCCUGUUGAAAUCCCAAACAUGCCACCCUCUCCCUUCAACAUGUCAGUCGGUUACAUGAGUAACGUUACCUUAUUCAGUUGUCCUACUUCUGUUGCAAGCCGAGAUACGGAUGUGUAUCAAGUCCCCUGCCUCGGCGACCGUGGCAAGAGAACUUAUGCCACUGAUUCUCUCUUUAAUUGUGAAAUUCUCUUCCAGAUUCUACAACCUUGUACAAAAAUGUAUGAUGUUUUAUCAGUUCCAGGAGACAAUGGAUAUGGUGUUCUUCGUUUCAAAUGGUCUAUACCAAAUUGCAGAAAAUGUGGAGAGGGAAAGAGGUGUGGAUGGCAGAACAAUGGCAUCAACAGUGAAAUUAAAUGUCUUCCCUGGAGGAAACCAAGCAACACAUGGAAAAAAGUGCUUACAGGUGGAAUCCUGGGUGCCUUGCUUCUUGUUCUACUGAUGAUUGCAGCAUAUCGGGUAUAUAGCGCUGAUAGAAAGGAGAAAGAGAGUCGAUUAAGAAUUGAAAGAUUCUUGGAGGACUACAAAGCACUCAAACCAAGCAGGUAUUCGUACGCAGAUAUUAAGAGGAUUACAAAUCAAUUCAAGGACAAGUUAGGCGAAGGAGCCUAUGGAACUGUCUUCAAGGGAAUGCUCUCUUCUGAAUUCCUUAUUGCUGUCAAAGUCCUCAACAGUUCCAAGGGAGAUGGGGAAGAGUUCGUAAAUGAAGUGCGAACGAUGGGUCAUAUCCACCAUGUCAACGUGGCUCGCUUGGUUGGAUUUUGUGCUGAUGGAUUUGCACGAGCUCUUGUUUACGAGUUCUUCCCCAAUGGUUCCCUGCAGGAUUUCAUUUCAUCUGCAGAUAGUAAGAAUUCAUUUCUUGGUUGGGAUAAGCUGCAAGAUAUUGCCCUAGGCAUAGCCAAAGGAAUUGAAUAUCUUCACCAGGGAUGCGAUCUACGAAUCCUGCAUUUCGACAUCAAACCCCAUAAUGUUUUGCUAGACCAAAACUUCACUCCAAAAAUUUCUGAUUUUGGUUUGGCCAAGUUAUGUUCCAAGGAUCAAAGCUUGGUGUCCAUGACUACAGCUAAGGGGACCAUGGGCUACAUUGCACCCGAAGUGUUCUCCAGGAAUUUUGGAAAUGUGUCUUACAAGGCAGAUGUCUAUAGCUAUGGAAUGCUGCUACUUGAGAUGGUAGGAGGAAGGAAGAAUAUUGGUUCAAUCACGGAUAACACUACAAAUGAAAUUUACUAUCCACAGUGGAUUUAUAAUCUUCUAGAGGAAGGGGAUGACCUACGAAUCCAUAUUGGAGAAGAAGGAGAUGGUAAAAUUCCAAAGAAACUUGCAAUUAUAGGGCUAUGGUGUAUCCAGUGGCACCCGUCGGAUCGUCCUUCCAUGAAAACAGUUGUUCAGAUGUUGGAAGGAGGAGGAGAAAGCUUGAGCAUGCCGCCUAAUCCCUUUGUGCCUACUGGUCCUACAUCUAGAAAUGCUAGACGCCUAGAGCUAGAAGCUAUUGCUGAAUUAGAGUAAAAUGUAUAUGCAAUUAUGUAGACGUAUAGUAAUAUUUACAUUGAAUAAGGGACCGUUUGAUAACCA